This is a messenger RNA of Puntigrus tetrazona (Sumatra barb), 2377 nucleotides long. RefSeq names its product lysophosphatidic acid receptor 6-like. The transcript has 2 exons. The record is from RefSeq and is a predicted model, not a curated record. Lineage: Eukaryota; Metazoa; Chordata; Actinopteri; Cypriniformes; Cyprinidae. Gene Ontology annotation, biological process: behavioral response to pain; G protein-coupled receptor signaling pathway. Gene Ontology annotation, cellular component: membrane. Gene Ontology annotation, molecular function: G protein-coupled receptor activity. The coding region runs from base 154 to 1110 and encodes 318 amino acids.
AACAGAACAAGUCAACUAACCAAGAGAUUGCAGUGAUUAUUUAGCCAAAGAUGGAUGGGAUAAAGCAAAAUGACAGGUUCCUCAAUUAGUUCUGGACAGCAAGAAGCAGGUUUUGACUGAUGCAAACCAAGCCCAGCCAAGCUAAAAGUGAUCAUGGAUCUCCAUAACACAACGUACAUAUCCAUUCAAGCCAACUGCACGGUGGACACCAGCUACCGCUUCACCUACUACAAGAUCUCCUACAGCGUGAUCUUCAUAUUCGGUGUAGUCAGCAAUGCCACAGCACUGCGAGGUUUUUGCCAAAUGCCUCGGACGUUCACCAGCACAGCCAUCUACAUGGCCAACCUGGCAGCUGCGGAUAUCUUCUUUGUGAUCUCCCUCCCCCUGCGCAUCUAUUACUACCAUAACAAAGACGCCACCAACUCUAACAUCACCAACGACUGGUUUCCAGGAGGUGCUUUCUGUCAGCUGACCUUCACGUUGAAGUACAUCAGCCUAUAUGGAGGUAUCUUCUUCCUGGUUUGUAUUGGAGCAGACCGCUACUUUGCCGUGGUUCAUCCUCUACAUCAGCAUCUGCGAAAGGUUCGCACCGCCCGCAUGCUCAGCAUUGGGAUCUGGUGCUUGGUUCUGGCGCUCAGCUUAACUCUCCCCUUGCUAUAUUCGGCGGCAUCUCGAUGGCACAAGUCAUGCCUCUUGGAUCCGUCUUCCAAACGCCAUCGUAGUAUAAUCCUAGCUGCCCUAGGCUUGGUGCAAGUAGCUUACCUGUUGCCCGCGUUGCUCCUCCUUUUUAGCUACUGCAGCAUACUCCGUGUGCUCCGAAGGCUGCCGCACCGCAGGAAGAUCCGGCACCGACGCACACUCACUGUCAUCUACUGGGUCCUGGUGGUCUUUUUUCUCUGCUUUACCCCAUAUCACCUCAAUUUGCUAGGUUACACUCUUACACAGGUGGGCCUUGUGCAAAGCUGCGGCCUGGCUCAAGUCACAAAAGUUCUUCAUCCCGUAGUGCUCUCGCUGGCCAGCACUAAUUGUUGCCUGAACCCCCUUAUCUACUACUUUUCCAGUAGUUUGGUUCACAAAGAGCAGACAGGCAGCAGAGGAAGUGCUAGUUAAGUAGUGCUAGUGUUUGCUCAGAUUUUAACUAGAAAUUAAUGUAAUAGAGCAUGAACAGCUUUAAACAUCAUUUAAAGGAGAUCCGUUGUACCACUUUUUACAAAGUGCAUUAAGUCUCAGGUGUCCUCAGAAUGUACCUACAAAGUUUCAGCUUAAAAUAAUUUAUUGUAUCACACUAAAAUGCCGAUUUGAAGUGUAAGCAGAAACAUGCUGUUUUCGGUGCAUGUCUCUUUAAAUGCAAAUGAGCUUCUGUUCCCCACCCUCUUUCUCCAGAAUAGGAUUAUGCCUUUAUAACUUGUACCUCAGAUAUUGCACUAAAAACCAUCUGUUUUCUGCUGAAAUUAUGCGGUUAAAACAAUAUAAGUUUAAACUUACGAUAUACAAUUUUCUAAUGGCAUACAUCUGAAUUACGGAAUUAGGGCUGCACGAUUAAUUUGAAAUGAAACUGAAAAUGCGAUAAAUUGCAAUUAGACAAAAGAUGCAAUUGUUGUGCAUCCUUUAGUGCAGCAGGGUUCUGUGGUUAGCAAUAAAUCUCCUUCCAAAGGCUAGAGGGCUCUCUCAAGGAAAGUCCAAAUUUGUCCCAAAGAAGAAAACCAGGAAAUGCCUAUUAGAGUUUCUGGAUAAACAGUAAUUUUCAAUUAUUAUUAUUAUUAUUAUUAUUAUUAUAGACAAUUAUUAAUUAUACUUUACAAUGAUGAAAAUUAUAUCUAAAAUGAAAUGUUAAUCGACAUAGCCUUUAUCACUGCUUAGAAUACUAUGAAAUAUUGAGUGAAAUAUUUCAAACACUCCACUGAUGUUAUGAAGUGAGUUAAAGUGAGUAAAAACAUGUUAUUAAAUGUGGAAUUUUCACUUCAGAAUGAGCAGCAUUUAAUACACAGAGCCUUUGUCCAGUGAGAAGAUACACAAAUAGCUGUCAUUACUGGAAACGUAAUGUACUGUGCUCAUCAGCAUGCCCUGCUCAAACUUUUUCCAUGGCUUUAGAACUGGUACACCGUUAACACAUGUGAAAACCGAUGCCAUGGGUGGAAACUUGCAGAGUAAUAUAUAAGAUUAUAAUAAGAUUCCCUAUCUAUGUAAAAAGGAAGAUCUGAAUUUGAGCGUCUUGUUUUUCCACCAACAGAAAGGCUUACCAAAAAAGGGUUGUUUUUCAUAUAUGUCACAUUUUAAAGGGUCACUCUGCCAUGUUGUAGUGUAACUAAACUAAACCGAAGGCUUGUUAAACAGAUGCUUUACUGACUGAAUGAAGGGAACAAUCCAAGUAAACAUC